AUGGCGACGCGCUGUGGCUUGUUAUCAGAAGCCUGCCUCGCUCUGCUGCUUCUUCCCGUGCUACGAGGAAUGUCCAUAUUCCGGUUUCUUGGUAUCCAAUUUGAGGCUUCGAUCAGGUACCAUGUCUGGCUCGGUUCUGCAAUGAUACUCUUCGCCACUUUACAUGGCGGAGGCACCCUCUUCGUCUGGGGAAUCAAACACAGAAUCCAAGAAGAGAUGUGGAAGUGGCAGAAGAAAGGGCGUAUAUACCUUGCUGGAGAAAUUGCUCUAGCCACGGCUUUUGUAAUGGCUCUCACAGCACUUCCACAGAUUAGAAGAAAAUGGUUUCAAGUUUUUUACUACACUCAUCAUCUCUAUGUAGUCUUCAUUCUAUUCUUCCUCUUCCACGGUGGAGACCGCCACUUCUACACAGUGUUCCCCGGAGUCUUCCUCUUCGCCUUGGAUAAGCUCCUCCGUGUAGUGCAGUCAAGGCCAGAGACGUGCAUUCUCUCUGCUCGAGUGUUUCCCUGCAAAGCAAUAGAACUCACAUUGCCAAAGGAUCCAAGGUUGAAAUAUGCACCAACCAGUGUCGUCUUCCUCAAUAUACCGAGCAUUUCCAAGCUGCAAUGGCAUCCGUUCAGCAUAACUUCUAGCUCAAGCGUAGACGAGCACAGCAUCUCAGUUAUCGUAAAGAGCGAGGGGCAAUGGACUAGUUCCCUCCACAGCAAGAUCACUCAUGCUGAAGAACAAGAUUUGGAAGAUGAUCAAAGGGGAUGCAUCCCAGUUGCAGUCGAAGGUCCAUACGGGCCUGCAUCCAUGGAGUUGUUAAGGUAA
Messenger RNA from Salvia hispanica, 813 nucleotides. RefSeq names its product ferric reduction oxidase 8 (gene FRO8). Gene Ontology annotation, molecular function: ferric-chelate reductase activity. The record is from RefSeq and is a predicted model, not a curated record. Gene Ontology annotation, cellular component: plasma membrane. NCBI's taxonomy places the organism in Eukaryota, Viridiplantae, Streptophyta, Magnoliopsida, Lamiales, Lamiaceae.